Myotis davidii is the source of this 3952-nucleotide messenger RNA. It is a transcript of the gene BAIAP3, whose product is annotated as BAI1 associated protein 3. The record is from RefSeq and is a predicted model, not a curated record. The transcript is spliced from 33 exons. Bases 12 to 3467 code for a protein of 1151 amino acids. Lineage: Eukaryota; Metazoa; Chordata; Mammalia; Chiroptera; Vespertilionidae.
AGGCCCCCACCAUGUCCACCUUGCUGGAGAUCAAGAGCAGCGUGCUCCGGCAGGUGCAGGUCUGCCCGUCCUUCCGCCGCAGGACUGAGGAGGAGCCGGGGAGCGCCAGUGCUGACCCGCAGGAGCCUGCCACGGGGGCCUGGAAACCGGGGGAUGGCGUGGAGUUCUUCACCCAGAUGCGCCUCAUCCUGAAGAAGGAGGAAGGCAGACGGAGCCUGCCAUGCCCUGAGGUCUUAUUGCGCAGCAGCUUGCCAGCCCCCACCGAGCCUGUGGACCCCAACCGUGGCCUGAGAGCCCUGACCCAGGAGGAGGUAGAGAUGCUCUAUGAGGAAGCGUUGUACACCGUCCUCUAUCGAGCAGGAACCAUGGGCCCUGACCAAGUGGACGACCAGGAGGCGCUGCUGAGCUACCUUCAGCAGGUGUUUGGCACCAGCCCCGAGGAGCAUGCAGAGGCCAUUGAGAGAGUGAAGAAGGCCAAGGCCCCCACAUAUGCCCUGAAAGUGUCCGUCAUGCGUGCCAAGAACCUGCUGGCCAAAGACCCCAAUGGCUUCAGUGACCCGUACUGCAUGCUGGGCAUCCUGUCUGCCUCGGGCACCCCACGGGAGCCAGGCCCACACAAGGAGCAGCGCUUCAGCUUCCGGAAGGGUGCCAAGCGUGGCAGCCCGCAGCCAGCGAAGAGCAUCCAGGUCACCGAGGUCAAGAGCAGUACCCUGAACCCUGUCUGGAAGGAGCACUUCGUCUUUGAGAUCGAGGAUGUCAGCACGGACCAGCUGCACCUAGACAUCUGGGACCAUGACGAUGACGUGUCCCUGGUGGAGGCAUGCAGGAAGCUAAAUGAAGUCAUCGGCCUGAAGGGCAUGGGCAGGUAUUUCAAGCAGAUUGUCAAGUCAGCCCGGGCCAACGGGAAGGCGGGGCCCACAGAGGACCACACUGAUGACUUCCUGGGCUGCCUCAACAUACCCAUCGGGGAGGUGCCCGUGGCUGGCGAGGACCGAUGGUUCAAGCUGGAACCACGCUCCAGCGCCUCCCGCGUGCAGGGAGACUGCCAGCUAGUGCUCAAGCUGAUCACCACGCAGAGGGAUACGGGCAUGAGCCAGCGCGGGCGGUCAGGCUUCCUGUCCUAUCUGCUGCUGCUCAGCCGUCUGCUGCAGUUCGAGCACCGAGCCGAGGAGCCCAACUCCAGCAGCUGGCGGGGCGACCUCAGCGCGCCGGCGGCCACUGUGCUCUGCCUGCACGGCGCUCAAAACAACCUGUCUGCCCUGCAACUGGCGGUGCUGCACUGGCAGGUCAGCAGCCGCCACCAUCAGACCUGCACCCUGGACUACGGCUACCUGCUGGGGCUGCUGGAGGACAUGCUGGGGCACUGGGAAGAGGCGGCCUCACUGCCCCAGGAGCAGGAGGAGAGCCUGGCCGACAGCUUCUCUGCCUUCUCCGAGUUCGCGCUGCGGCUGCUGCGCCAGCUCCGGGACUACUUCCCUGCCACCAACAGCACCGCCAUACAUCGCCUGGAGCUGCUGCUGAGGUGUCUGGACAAGCUGCAGCUCUUCCAGCCUUUCUUUGAAGUCUGCCCCUUCGAGACGGAGCUAAACACGGACAUCACUGCUGCCCUGAAAAGAGGAAACCGGGAAUGGUACGACAGGCUCCUGAACGCCAAGAGUCCUCGCGAGCAGCCCGGACCGCAGCGACUUGCUGGGCUGGUCGAGCUGGUUGACGCCGUCUAUGAGGACCUGCAGUCCUGCUACAGCAUCUAUGCCAGCCUCUUCCACAGCAUCAUCAAGAUCGACUUCUUUACCCUCACCUUCCGGCAGCUGGAGCGUCUGGUAGCUGAGGAGGUGUGGGUACUGACGGAGGACUUGAGCUCCAAAAUGACCCUCGAGGUGGCGUCCCGGCUCUUCGAGCUCUACCUGUCCCUGGCAGACAUCCAGCGCUUUUGGAGCAGCAUCCUGGGCCGGGACAGCCGCUCCCUGGCCCUGGUCGGCAUCCACGCCCCCUUCCUACCUGCCGUGAAGCUUUGGCUGCAGGUGCUGCGGGACCAGGCCAGAUGGAGGCUGCAGGGAGCUGUUGAUGUGGACACGCUGGAGCCGAUGGAGAGCUCCAAGCACAGCAGCUCGGUGGCCACUGCAAGUCUCUGCUUCAGCCACAUCCAGGAGCUGUGGACCUGCUUAGCAUGGCCAGACCCGGUCCAGGCCCAGGGGCUGGGCACCCAGCUUAGCCAGGACCUGUGUGAGGCUGCCCUCUUCUACACUGAGCUGCUGCGGAAGAAGGUGGACACGCAGCCCAGGGCCUCAGGCGAGGCAGUGAGUGAGCCGCUCUGCGUGGUCCUCAACAAUGUGGAGCUCCUGCGCCGGGCAGCUGGCCAGGCUCUCCGAGGUCUGGCCUGGACAGAGGGGGCCGCGGAGCUCACAGGAGGGCUCCCGCGCGCUCUGCUCAACUGCACACAGGCCCUGGAUGAGGACCUGCAGCGGGAGGCCUGCACUGUGACGGCGCACCUGACCUCCAAGAUGGUGGGUGACAUCAGGAAGUACGUGCAGCACAUCAGCCUCUCACCCGACUCCAUCCAGAACGAUGAGGCUGUGGCCCCACUCAUGAAAUACCUAGACGAGAAGCUGGCCCUGCUGCAGGGUCCAGUCACGAUGCUGUGUCCCUGCAGGGUGCUGGAGGCCCUCUGGGAGCUGCUUUUGCAGGCCAUUCUGCAGGCGCUGGGCACCAACCUUGAUGUCUCUGCCGACUUCUACAGCCGCUUCCACUUCACCUUGGAGGCCCUGGUCACUUUCUUCCACGCAGAUGGGCAGGGUCUACCCCUGGAGAACCUGAGGGACGGAAGCUACAAGAGGCUGGAGGAGGAGCUGCGCCUGCACAAGUGCUCCACCCGCGAGUGCAUUGAGCAGUAUUACCUGGACAAACUCAAGCAGAGGUCACUAGAGCAUAACCGGUGUGGGCGCCUGAGUGUCCGUUGCUACUACGAGGCAGCUGAGCAGCGGCUGGUGGUGGAAGUACUGCACGCUGCGGACCUGCUCCCCCUGGAUGCUAACGGUCUGAGUGACCCCUUCGUGAUUGUGGAGCUGGGCCCGCCGCACUUUUUCCCGCUGGUCCACAGCCAGAGGACCCAGGUCAAAAGCCGGACACUGCACCCAGUGUAUGAUGAACUCUUCUACUUCUCCGUGCCAGCGGAGGUGUGCCGCCGCCGCGGUGCCUGUGUGCUCUUUACGGUCAUGGAUCACGACUGGCUGUCCACCAACGACUUCGCAGGGGAGGCAGCUCUCGGCUUGGGCAGCAUUGGCGGCAUCGUGCGGCCCCAGGUGGGGGGGAGCACGAGGACUGGGCAGCCCAUCACCCUGCACCUGCGCCGGCCCAGAGCCCAGGUGAGGUCUGCACUGAGGAUGCUGGAGGGCCGCACCAACCGGGAGGCACAGGAGUUUGUCAAGAGACUCAGGGAGCUGGAGAAAUUCAUGGAGGCGGACCCAUGAGACCCCUGCGGCUGCGAGCCCCAGAACCCCCCCAAAUCCCCACGGUGUCAUCUCACCCUUUGACCAGCUUAGUGCAGCCAGGGCUGUGGUGCCCCCUCCCCUGCUAUGUGGCGUUCGCGCUAUAGUUGGGUCCCCCAGCUCCUGUCUGCCCUGGCGUGUCCAUGUGGUAUGUGCUAUGAACUCCCUGCACCCAGCAAGGACCCCCCCUAACCCUGUAUCUGGGCGGCCAACUUGGUGGGGCCUGGCCAGCAGCUACCCGCUGGACAGGGAAUACAGGAAGCCUGGCCACCAGGUGAGCUUCCCCAGCUGCCUCCCCGGGGUUCCAUUGCCCCCAGGCACUCAAUUCCCAGUGGGAGGGGACAUUAGGUCAUAUUUGGAGAUAUUUUAUUUGUCACACCUGGAGGUUGAAGGGGAUGCUUCUGGUACCAGUGGACAAAGUUCGGGGAUGCUGCUUAAUAUCUUCCAAUAAACCAGGCAGUACUUUC